AUGCUGAUCGAUUCCAGUUUUUUUGAAUUUGACACAUUUGAAGCAAUCGCUAAGGAAUUGGGUAAAACCGACUGGAAUUUCAGUCUAAACCCUUGUGAUGGCAACCCCAACUGGUCUACCCCGAAAAGGAAUGAUUUGCCUCAGUACAACAACUCUCUCCUCUGCAACUGCAACUUUUCGAAUGGUACUGUUUGUCAUGUCCCGCAAAGUGAUCUCACGAGGAACUACCUCAACGGCACCAUUCCCCGCUCAUGGGCAUCUAUGAAAAACUUGGAGUAUCUGUCAGUCACUGUUAAUCGCUUAUCCAACCCAAUCCCAACUUACCUGGGACGCAUAAAAUCGCUUGUUUAUGUGAGUCUGGAGAGCAACAUGUUUAGUGGGAAAGUUCCAGCUGAGCUGGGCAAACUAGAGAAUUUGGCAAAUCUUGUUCUUAAUGCUAAUAAUCUCUCUGGUGAUUUGCCAAUUGAAUUGAAUAAUCUUACACAACUGCUGGAACUUAGGCUAAGCAGUAACAACUUCACUGGAAAAUUGCCUAAUUUUCAAAGCUGGCCUAGUCUCCAGUAUCUGGAUCUAAGCUUCAAUAGGCUUGAGGGUAAGAUUCCAAAUUUUGCUGGCUUGGAUCAUAUGGAGACUAUGUACUUGACGGGCAAUGCUCUUACCGGACCUAUUCCAGAUUGGAUCAAGAAUAUAGAUGCUAGACAUGAGAUAGAUCUUUCAUACAACAACUUGUCACAAACCUCUGAGCCUUUGGAUUGUCAUGAAACCUUAAAUCUGUAUAAAAGCUGUGAUGAUGGGAGACAGCUCUUCAAGAUGUAUAACACAUUUUAUUUUUCCUUCUGUUUUCUGUCCUUUUGGUCUGUUGAAGAAUACUAUUCUUUGCAUGUCAACUGUGGUGGAGACAGAACUACAUUGGGGAGCAGAAUUUUUGAAGCAGAUCAAGUAUCAGGAGGUCCUGCAAAAUUUGUCCCCUCGGUUGAGAACUGGGGAACCAGUAGUACUGGUGAUUUUAUGGGCUUGAACGGUAGUAUGAGUAAUUACCUAGCGAAAAAUGUCUCUGUGAUUAGAGCAAAUGACUCACAGUUGUUCACAACAGCCCGACUGUCUCCUUUAUCUCUAACUUACUACGGUCGCUGUUUGGCUAAAGGAAACUACACGGUGACCCUUUACUUUGCUGAGAUAGUUCUUAGGGACAAUCGAUCUUAUCAAAGUCCUGGAAGGCGGAUGUUUGAUGUCCAUAUCCAGGGUGAACAGAGACUAAAGGAUUUAGACGUUGAAUGGGAAGCACAAGGAGUUGGCAAACCAGUACCGAAAGAAUAUGAGGGGGUAGUGGUGGAUAAGGGAAUUUUGGAAAUACGCUUUGAUUAUAGAGGAAAAGGAACAACUGUUGCACCCAGAAAGGGAACAUACGGAGCUUUGAUUUCUGCUAUUUCAGUAGAAUCUGAAUUUUCCCCUCCUUCAAAAGGGAAGAAGAAGAUUUACAUUGCAGUGGGAACAUCGGUUGCUGCAUCAAUCAUUAUUCUCACAAGUCUAGGUAUCAUAUGGAGAAGAUGGUACAGAAGAAACUACAUAUCAAGAGAGAAAGAACUGAAAGGAUUGGACUUGCGCACUGGUAUAUUCACCUACAGACAGAUUCAAGCUGCAACUGAGAAUUUCAGUGCCGUGAAUAAGAUUGGAGAAGGUGGUUUUGGAGCUGUCUAUAAGGCCCUCGUUCUACGAACAAAAGGAAGCUUGCUAGAGCUAGUGGAUCCUAGGUUGGGUUCAAAUUUCAAUGAGGAAGAGGCACUGAGAAUGAUCAAAGUAGCAUUAAUGUGCACUAAUCCAUCACCUGCACUCAGGCCUACCAUGUCAUCUGUUGUUCGUCUGCUUGAAGGUCAUUUAGGCAACGAUGAUCUGACAUCAGAUCCAAGUGUUUACGAUAACGGGCUAAAACUUCAAGGACUGAGAGACAAAUAUUCAGAGUUACAGCAAUCCAGCAGCUCCCAAACAGUUUCUACUCCAUCAGAGAAAGAUAGUACUUCAUUGUCAUCUACCAGAAUCUAA
Molecule: messenger RNA, 2040 nt
Organism: Oldenlandia corymbosa var. corymbosa
Lineage: Eukaryota; Viridiplantae; Streptophyta; Magnoliopsida; Gentianales; Rubiaceae
Source: the annotation of a GenBank genome assembly